ACGGGGCGGCCUCCUAUUGGCCGGCCUGCAGCGCGCGCGCCCGCGACAGCGCAAGCGCCACACACACACACACAAAAUGGCGUCGAGGGCGACCAAGAACGGCUUCCUGUCCAAAUGGAAGAUUGAUGACAAGCCAAUUAAGAUUGAUAAGUGGGAUGGUGCGGCUGUGAAAAAUGCCUUGGACGACGCUGCCAAAAAGGUUAUUCUGGAGAAGUACGGGUAUGAGGAGAAUUAUGGCCUGAUUGAUGGUCGACUCCUCAUCUGCACCAUCUCCUGCCUCUUUGCGAUAGUUGCCCUGAUCUGGGACUAUAUGCAUCCUUUUCCAGAGUCAAAGAACGUACUUGCCGGCUGUGUGCUAUCCUAUUUUGUUAUGAUGGGAAUUCUCACAUUUUAUACUUCGUACAAAGAGAGAAGCAUAUUUUUAAUUGCGAUACAGAAAGACCCUGCUGGAUUGGAUCCUGGAGAUACCUGGCAGCUGUCGUCAUCUCUGCGGAGGUUUGAUGACCAGUACACCCUGAGAAUGACCUUCAUCGAUGGGCGGACCAACCAGGAGCGGGAGAGGGAAUUUACCAAGUCCCUCGAGUACUUCUUCGAUGAUUCUGGGACCAUGGUGAUGGAUCUGUUUGAGCCAGAAGUGUCGAAACUGCAUGAUUCUUUAGGGAAGAAGAAAAAGAUGAAAUAAGAGUCUGUAUGUGCUUUGCAUUGUGUUGUACUGCUGGGAUCGUACUCAAGAAAAGAAAG
Messenger RNA from Amblyraja radiata (thorny skate), 741 nucleotides. It is a transcript of the gene spcs2, whose product is annotated as signal peptidase complex subunit 2. Gene Ontology annotation, cellular component: membrane; signal peptidase complex. The coding region runs from base 77 to 682 and encodes 201 amino acids. The transcript is spliced from 5 exons. NCBI's taxonomy places the organism in Eukaryota, Metazoa, Chordata, Chondrichthyes, Rajiformes, Rajidae. Gene Ontology annotation, biological process: protein targeting to ER. The record is from RefSeq and is a predicted model, not a curated record.